Merops nubicus (carmine bee-eater) is the source of this 1050-nucleotide messenger RNA. It is a transcript of the gene MOS, whose product is annotated as v-mos Moloney murine sarcoma viral oncogene homolog. Gene Ontology annotation, molecular function: protein kinase activity; ATP binding. The coding region runs from base 1 to 1050 and encodes 349 amino acids. Lineage: Eukaryota; Metazoa; Chordata; Aves; Coraciiformes; Meropidae. The transcript has a single exon. The record is from RefSeq and is a predicted model, not a curated record. Gene Ontology annotation, biological process: protein phosphorylation.
AUGCCAUCACCCAUUCCUCUUAAUUGUUUCCUUCCCGUGGAGUUUUCCCCAUCCGCAGACUUGCGGCCCUGCAGCAGCCCCUUAGUUCUCCCUGGCAAGGACAGCAAAAGCUUUCUGGGGGGGACUCCUUUGGUCAGGGCUCGCCGCUUGCCUCCGCGCCUGGCCUGGUGCUCCAUCGACUGGGACCAGCUCUGCCUCCUGCAGCCCCUAGGCUCUGGGGGCUUCGGCUCUGUCUACAAAGCCACCUACCGCGGAGCAACUGUGGCCGUGAAGCAGGUGAAGAAGAGCAGCAAAAACCGGCUGGCAUCGCGGCAGAGCUUCUGGGCCGAGCUGAACGUAGCCCGGCUACGGCACGACAACGUGGUGCGCGUGGUGGCUGCCAGCACGUGCGCCCCGGCCGGCCAGAACAGCCUGGGCACCAUCAUUAUGGAGUACGUGGGCAGCAUCACCCUGCACCACGUGAUCUACGGCACUUGCGAGGCCUGGAGGCAGGGCGAGGGCGCCGCAGGAAGCUGCGGGAGGGAGGCCCUGAGCAUGGAGGAGACCGUGUGCUAUUCUUGUGACAUUAUGGCAGGCUUAGCCUUCCUGCACUCCCAGGGCAUCGUGCACUUGGACCUGAAGCCUGCAAAUGUCUUCAUCACCGAGCAGGGAGUGUGCAAGAUCGGGGACUUUGGGUGCUCCCAGAAACUGGAGGAGGGCUUGUCCCAGAGUCCCCACGUCUGCCAGCAAGGGGGCACGUACACGCACCGCGCCCCAGAGCUCCUCAAAGGCGAGCGGGUCACGGCCAAAGCGGACAUCUACUCCUUUGCUAUCACCCUGUGGCAGAUCGUCAUGCGCGAGCAGCCCUACCUGGGCGAGCGGCAGCACGUGCUCUACGCCGUGGUGGCCUACAACUUGCGGCCCUCGCUGGCCGCUGCCGUCUUCCACGAGUCGCCCGUGGGCCGGCGGCUCCAGAGCAUUAUCAGCUGCUGCUGGAAGGCGAAGGCAGAGGAGCGUCUGAGCGCAGCCCAGCUGCUUCCCAGCUUCAGGGCCCUCAAGGGGAGCUUCUAG